AUGGCCGUUUCAGGCACCCCAAAACUGACUCUACUUUCGAACCUAGCACGUCCACUUCAAGAAAUUAUCCGCCCGCUGUCAUUAAAAGACUAUGUGGGACAAGAGCAUCUCAUUGAUAGCGAUGACGGCGCUAUAUCCAGCUUUCUCACUUUAGGCAUUCUUCCUUCUAUGAUUCUUUACGGGCCUCCAGGUGUGGGCAAAACUACAUUAGCACAUAUUCUAGCGGCCGAAACCAAUCAUGUGUUUCUUGAGCUCUCAGCUACAGAUUCAACUAUUGGAGAUAUGAGAGAAAUCCUGCAAGCAAUUAGACAAGAGAACGGAAAACGGGAUCGCCUGGGAGAUUUGCAUUUGAAAGUAGUUGUCUUCAUCGACGAGAUCCAUCGUUUCUCCACUACGCAGCAAGAUUUUCUUCUACCGUUCGUAGAGGCCGGAGACUUUGUAUUCAUUGGUGCUACUACUGUGAACCCCGAGAAAAGAAUCCGCCGUGCCAUUCUCUCUCGUUGUCAGCUUUUCCUGUUGCGAAAACUUGACAUUCAACACAUUGUGAAAGUUCUCCAGAAGGCAUCACUCCAUGAAAAUAUCCGGCGCAAAAAGUUGAAAGGGCUCAAGUUCAUCCAAUACAGUACAGAGGCUUUUCAAUUGGUGGCCUCGUAUGCUAACGGCGAUACGCGAAGCGCAAUCAACUUCAUUGAACUCAUCAGUUCUCGUAUGGAAGGAGAUGAUUGGUUGCUUAGUGAGAACGAGUAUAAAAAACCUGUGGAUAUACAUGUCGUUCAGGAAACCAUUAAUUCAUUGACAAAAGUUCGGCUUGGUUUACAGCACCAGGAGAAUGAACCAAUUGUGGCUGCAUUAUUCGAUAGCAUGAAUGGAGGUUUAUCGGCUUCGAGUAUCCUUCCUCUGAAAGGAGAUUAUGUUCUUUGGAAGCAUGAAGACAAUACCUUCUUCGUUCGAAUAAAACUCAACGCAGUUACUUUUGCAGUAUCUGAUCUAGAAAGCGAUAUAGAUGAUGUGCAAUUUGGUAGCGCAUGCAAGGAGAAAAUAAUAUCUCAAAAUGGUUCAAGUAAGGGUAUGGAGCCGUGGGUGGAACAUGUCGAUUUCUCAGAUGAUAGUGAUACGGAGCCAGGUCCCGUUUACUCUGAUGAUGACGAACGUUUUGUUCCAUUAAGUACUCGCAUUUCUUAUUCGAAACACAGAAAACUCACCUCAGUGCAUUUGCUUCUUCAGCUUUUGAAUAAAGGCGAGCAACCAAUGUUUCUAGCCAAGCAGCUCAUCUUGUACGCUUGUGCAUAUACCGAUCCGGUGUGUUAUGAGUUACCCAAAUUAUUUUCUACUAAAAAGUCUAUGGAGAAGGCAAAUGUUAAUAUUCUUGCACUUUUAAGCGACUGUGUACAGAGACUUUCAAACAGCCGAAAAUUGCAAACGCCGUCAUUAAUUGAACAAUCAAAGGCAAUACGAUCGUUUUUACAGUCCAAUAACAGUAUCGUUGAAGAAAAUGUGAUUCCUUGCGCCGAUUUUCCUAUCAUUUAUGACGAGGAACUUAAGUACAAUUUACUACAUGAUGCAAUGCAUAAGCCUAAGGGUGAUGAUCUGCUUGACGAUAUCGUCAUUGUUGAUCAUGUUGAUGAUCAUUAUACUAUGGGAUUUUAG
Messenger RNA from Clavispora lusitaniae ATCC 42720, 1647 nucleotides. RefSeq lists its product as uncharacterized. Gene Ontology annotation, cellular component: nucleus. The record is from RefSeq and is a predicted model, not a curated record. Gene Ontology annotation, biological process: DNA-templated DNA replication; DNA synthesis involved in DNA repair. Gene Ontology annotation, molecular function: ATP binding; ATP hydrolysis activity; single-stranded DNA helicase activity. Lineage: Eukaryota; Fungi; Ascomycota; Pichiomycetes; Serinales; Metschnikowiaceae.